UGUCAAAAUUGCUUGACAAUUAAAUUUUGAAGUUUAUCAUCAAAAUAAAAAAUUGCACAAUUUAAAAUGAUUUCUUCAAAAAUAGCACAAUUAUCUUUGAUAAAGAAUUUUCUGGUUGCAGAAAACUCAACAUGUUUGCUUCAAAAAAGGCUCAAAACUCAUUUCAGAAGUGGGGCUCUAAAACCAAAACCAGAUCGGAUGCCAUUUGGAAUUGUUAGUGUAGUAUGCGCCGUAGUUCCAGGCCUGUUCAUCGGUGCCGCUAUCAGUAAAAGCGUUGCGAACUUUCUGGAAGAAAAUGAUUUAUUUGUUCCUUCUGAAGACGACGACGAAGAUUGAAAAAUGUUUCAACUUUCAGCUUUCCGGAUUUAAUACUUUUAAAUGUAUUUAUUUCGCAAACUAUAUCAGCACAAUUUUAUCGAAUAAAAAAAAUCAAUGUUACUAGUCAAAGUUAAUAAAUUGUUGGAAAAUAAAAAUAUCUAUUUAUAAAGUGAAA
Messenger RNA from Condylostylus longicornis, 493 nucleotides. It is a transcript of the gene EMRE, whose product is annotated as essential MCU regulator, mitochondrial. Gene Ontology annotation, cellular component: mitochondrial inner membrane; uniplex complex. Gene Ontology annotation, biological process: calcium import into the mitochondrion; mitochondrial calcium ion homeostasis. NCBI's taxonomy places the organism in Eukaryota, Metazoa, Arthropoda, Insecta, Diptera, Dolichopodidae. The transcript is spliced from 4 exons. The coding region runs from base 67 to 336 and encodes 89 amino acids. The record is from RefSeq and is a predicted model, not a curated record.